This is a messenger RNA of Stylonychia lemnae, 1422 nucleotides long. The record is from the annotation of a GenBank genome assembly. Lineage: Eukaryota; Ciliophora; Spirotrichea; Sporadotrichida; Oxytrichidae.
AUGGAAGUUGACCAAAAUGGCAAUAUUGAUUUAAGAAAUAAGUAAAAUUAACUAAAUGGAACAAGAAGUCAGUAAGAAAUUGUUAAAUAGCCAGGCUACCAAAAUGCAUAUUAAAAGCCAGAAAAAAUGAAUGCUAUAUAACAUCGAACUGUCACACCCAACAGACCACCAUAGAUUGUUCAAGAGAUAAGAAAUCAGACCUAGCCGAAACCAGAUGAUCCUCAAAUCAAUACACUUCCUUAUGGUAACGUUAAGUAAUCUAAUUUAUAGUAAAUAAAUCAGAAUACAAAAGCCAGACCAAUCGAUGGCUAUGAAGAUAUAAUAAAUCAAGAAUUCUCAUAAAGUAAUAAAAAUUUGUUGUCUAAUCAGAAUUAAUAAUUGAAUAAUAAAAAGCCCAAAGUGCAGGUAUCAUUGGAGAAAACCUAGCCUACCAAGCUUAAUUAUGAACUACAUUCUAAUCAAAUUCAAUUAAUUGCGAGAGAUAGGGAAGGUUUAAUUUUUUUCUGUGGCAAUGAUAAAAAACUUACAAUAUACAAAAAUAACCUUAAAUAAAUUGACUCUGUUUUAAAAUUAGAGGAUUAACCAAGAUGUUGUUUGUCCUAUCUCAAAUAUAUAAUAAUAGGUUUGUGGAAUGGAAAAAUAAAUAUUUAUGAUAGCACUUAUUUCACCUAUUCAGAUCCAAGAGCAAUGGUCUAAAUAUAGACUAAGUCAAUUUCAAACAAAAUGAUUGGUAUUUAAAAUAAAUUUAUAAUAUGCGGUGAAUCAGAAGGGUAAAUUGAAAUAUUAGACAUAGAUAAAGGAUUCGCAUCAAAGGUUAUUUCAAAAAAUAGUGAAUGCCCAGUGCUAGAUAUGUGCUAUGUAAAACAUCAAAAUCAAGAUAAUUUAUUUGUAUGCCGCUAUUAAGAAGGCCUCCAUUUAUUUAGAGCACUUGAGAAUGAUAGUCCUUUAAACCUUAGACAUACAGAGGAAUUAUUGAGAGAAAAUGCAUUUAGUGCAAUAAAUUAAAUAAAUGAAAGUGAACUUCUUCUUGCAUGUUCAGACUACAAUGAUUAUAAGAAUGAACAUCUUUUGGUGUAUAAUAUUAAUGAAUAGAAAGUUACCAAAAAAAUCAAUCUUAAAAAUUCUAAUGCAGUAAUCUAGUCAAUUCAACUUGUGGAUGCAAAUGAAAAUCUAGACCAUAAAUAUAUGCUACUGAGAUCAAAAGAAAGUCUAUUAUUAUUCAACACAACCGAUUACAAAGAAAAGUUGAUUAUGCCAAUGUAAUACUAGGCAUUAUACCCUCAUCACGACUCAAUGAAAUCGUUUUACUCAGAAACUGGAGAUACACUUUACAUACUAUUCCUUGAACUCGUUAAAAAUUCUUAUGAACUUAAUGGUAAAAUGUUAAGCCUUUCAGAAUAUACUUAUAAACUGAAACCCUGA